Molecule: messenger RNA, 626 nt
Organism: Paralichthys olivaceus (Japanese flounder)
Lineage: Eukaryota; Metazoa; Chordata; Actinopteri; Pleuronectiformes; Paralichthyidae
Source: RefSeq, a predicted model, not a curated record
GCCAAUAAAACCCCAAAGAAGAAGAAAACGAGGGAAGCAGACGUCCUGCAGGCGGCGCUGUCAGCCGCCAUCUUACCGAGAGCGGAAGGAAGCGCAGAGUCCGCAGGUCUGUGGAGAAGAAAGAAGAGAGAAGAUGGAGGUGACGGGGCCGGACAGUGACUGGAGGAGUCCGCAGUUCAGACAGAAAGUUGUGGCUCAGAUAGAGGAGGCCAUGAGGAAAGCAGGAACUGCACACACCAAGUCCAGCAACGACAUGGAGAACCAUGUUUAUGUCAAAGCCAAAUCCAGAGAGGAGUAUCUGUCUCUGGUGGCGAGGUUGAUCAUACACUUCAGAGACAUCCGUAGGUAUUUGACCUGAGGUCUACAAGCAUUAUCAUCUAUGAUCAUUUACAUGUGUUGACUGACCGUUCAUUCUUUACCUUAUAAUCCAGGCUGAUAUGAACAUAACUGAAAGUUCUUCUAAUAAUAAAUCGUUGUGGAUGAACUGACACAAGAUCCAGGAAGGACCUCCUCUGUAACUUCUACAGGCACACAGUCGCCCUCAUCCAGGAUUUGACCUCAUCCUAAACAUUUUAUCAUGAACAAGAGAUUUGUCUCAAUCAUGAUUAAAUGUUGUUAUUGCUUAA